AUGCGCUUUCCAUCUUUCCCGACCGUCGUCCGCGCUUUUUACACCCUCAGCAACACUACCGCACGCCGCUUUCCGCCCAUCUUCCAACAGCAGGGCCUCGCAAAUCCACGCAUACCACACUCGAUCAAAUCUAUGCCCACAAUUCCAUUUCUGGGAAGCCUUUUCUCGAGCUCCAGCAGGAACAACAUGAGCUAUCCCGUGCAGAAGAGCGACGAGGAAUGGCAGGCGGUGCUUUCGCCUGAACAAUUCCGCGUCCUCCGCAAACAAGGCACCGAAGCGCCCGGCACGGGCGAGUACGACAAGCACAUGCCAUCGGCGGGCACGUACAACUGCGCGGGCUGCGACGCGCCGCUGUACACGGCGCAGCAGAAGUUCAAGUCGGGCUGCGGCUGGCCCGCCUUCUUCGACACGGUGCCCGGCGCCGUCGUGCGCCACGUCGACAACACGUUCGGCAUGCAGCGCACCGAGAUCGUGUGCGCCAACUGCGGCGGCCACCUCGGCCACGUCUUCAAGGGCGAGGGCUACCCCACGCCCACGGAUGAGAGGCAUUGCGUCAAUAGUGUGAGCUUGAAGUUUAAGAAUGAGGGCGCGGAGGGGAAGGAGAGUAAGGCGUGA
This is a messenger RNA of Lasiodiplodia theobromae, 615 nucleotides long. Its product is annotated as Methionine-r-sulfoxide reductase. The record is from RefSeq and is a predicted model, not a curated record. Gene Ontology annotation, molecular function: peptide-methionine (R)-S-oxide reductase activity. Gene Ontology annotation, biological process: protein repair; response to oxidative stress. Bases 1 to 615 code for a protein of 204 amino acids. The transcript is spliced from 2 exons. NCBI's taxonomy places the organism in Eukaryota, Fungi, Ascomycota, Dothideomycetes, Botryosphaeriales, Botryosphaeriaceae.